UACAUAUAAACCUCAAUACAACAAUAGCAUUGACUACUCUCAUUUCAUCUCUGUGUAAUCACAAAGCACGAUCAUCACCUGGAAACUGGAAUUCGAUAGCGGAAACUCUCUCUACCUUCGCAACUACAGUGAUGGAGAACUCCGGGGACCACCAGGAGAUGGUUGUUCCACCAGUUGAAGGUGUUUCUGGUGGUGGGACAGCUUAUGGAUGGAGUGACACUGGUGUAAAUGAUCCAAGACCAUUAAGGGGGGCAAUCGAUCCUACAAAAGUUCCAUCUUUGGAGUUAUUGAAUGUGUGGUGCAUGCCAAACACUGCUAAUGUCGGACCACAAGACAUGCCUCGUGAAUUAGAAUCUAUAUCACUAUUAGCAGCAAGAAAUGAAAGAGAAAGCAUUCAGAUUGCAAUAAGCCCAAAAGUUUCUUGGGGUGGAUCUGGAAUUGCUGGAACUGUGCAGGUUCAGUGUACUGAUCUCUGCUCACCCUGUGGUGCUAGAUUGGCAGUUGGCCAGUCGCUGACAUUGCGCAGAGUAGUACCCGUUUUGGGAAUUCCUGAUGCACUUGUUCCACUUGAUAUGCCUGUCUGCCAACUGAACCUUUUUCCUGGAGAAACUACAGUAAUUUGGGUAUCAAUAGACGUCCCGAUUGAACAGACACCAGGUCAAUAUGAGGGAGAAAUCAUCAUUUCCGCCUCCAAAGCUGAAGCAGAAUCUACAAACCAAUCCCUGAGCAAACUGGAGAAGCAUCAAUUAUACAGAGAACUGAGAGACUGUCUUGAUACUGUGGAGCCCUUAGAGGGGAAACCAUUGGAAGAAGUGGUAGAAAGGGUCAAGUCUGCAACUUCAUCUUUAAGAAGAGUUCUUCUAUCCCCAUUGUUUUCUGAUUUCUUUUCAGAUAAUGGGCCCAUAGAUAUGAUGGAAGAAGAUGCUAUUUCUAGCCUUUCAAUCCGUUUGAAAAUAAGUUUGACAGUCUGGGACUUUGUGCUUCCAGACCCUUCUGUCCCUGCUGUGAUUGGUAUAUCUGAUACUGUUAUUGAAGAUCGAUUUGGGGUUGAGCACGGAAGCAAUGAAUGGUUUGAGCUGUUAGAUCAGCAUUUCAAAUGGCUACUUCAGUAUCGAAUUAGUCCAUACUUCUGCAGGUGGGGCAACGGCAUGCGAGUUUUGACAUACACCUCACCAUGGCCAGCUGACCAUCCAAAAUCAGAUGAGUAUUUCUCUGACCCUCGUCUUGCGGCAUACGCUGUACCUAAUGGUCCAAUAGUCCCUUGUGGCGAUACUGCAAAGGACUACCUACGAAGGGAGGUAGAGAUACUAAAAACAAAAAACCAUUGGAGGAAAGCAUACUUCUAUCUGUGGGAUGAGCCUCUUAACAUUGAACAAUAUACUUCCCUCCGCCGCAUGGCCAGUGAUAUUCAUGCCUAUGCACCUGAUGCUCGUAUUCUGACAACUUAUUAUUGCGGACCAAGUGAUGCACCUCUUUCUACAAAUAACUUUGAGGCUUUUCUGAAAGUUCCUGCAUUCCUACGUCCUCAUACUCAGAUAUAUUGCACAAGCGAAUGGGUUAUUGGUAACAGAGAGGAUCUGGCGAAGGAUAUUAUCGCGGAGAUACAAACAGAAAACGGAGAGGAGUGGUGGACAUAUGUAUGCUUGGGACCAGGUGAUCCUCAUCCCAACUGGCACUUGGGGAUGCGAGGCACUCAACACCGUGCUGUGAUGUGGCGUGUGUGGAAAGAAGGUGGAACAGGUUUCUUAUAUUGGGGUGCCAACUGCUAUGAGAAAGCAACAGUUCCUAGUGCUGAGAUUAAGUUCAGGCGUGGCCUUCCUCCAGGUGAUGGAGUUUUAUUCUACCCUGGUCAGGUGUUCUCAUCAUCUCAGCAACCUGUUGCUUCUCUGAGACUAGAGAGGCUCUUGAGUGGCUUGCAGGAUAUUGAGUACCUCAAGCUGUACGCUUCAAGAUAUGGUAGGGAUGAAAGCCUCAACCUUUUGGAGAAGACAGGAAUGUAUCUAGGGCCUGAGCGCUACACUUCGGAACACAGACCUAUAGAUGUCAUGAGGGGUGAGGUUUACAGGACAUGCCAAUCCUAGAUUUGAUGCUCGAGUUUGAUGACACCCAUCUGUAUUUGUGUAAAGCAUCUCAAGCAUAUCGGUUUGUAUGAUGUAUAUUUAUAGAUUUGAGAAACACUCUUGGGUUAUACAUCUCAAUCAUAUUUACUAGGUCAAAACAGAGUAUAUUUAAGUCAGUUUGCCCAGAUCUGUACAUAUUAUCAUGUUCAAGUAAUAGUAGUAAAUGCAUGGUACCGCUGUAA
This is a messenger RNA of Solanum verrucosum, 2302 nucleotides long. RefSeq lists its product as uncharacterized. The record is from RefSeq and is a predicted model, not a curated record. Lineage: Eukaryota; Viridiplantae; Streptophyta; Magnoliopsida; Solanales; Solanaceae.